Ascoidea rubescens DSM 1968 is the source of this 1437-nucleotide messenger RNA. Its product is annotated as iron permease FTR1. The transcript has a single exon. Gene Ontology annotation, biological process: iron ion transmembrane transport. The record is from RefSeq and is a predicted model, not a curated record. Gene Ontology annotation, molecular function: ferrous iron transmembrane transporter activity. Gene Ontology annotation, cellular component: high-affinity iron permease complex; plasma membrane; fungal-type vacuole membrane. Lineage: Eukaryota; Fungi; Ascomycota; Saccharomycetes; Ascoideales; Ascoideaceae. Bases 1 to 1437 code for a protein of 478 amino acids.
AUGGUUGAGUUUGAAGAUAUCUUUUCUGUGCAAAUAUUCUUUAUCAUCUUACGAGAAACUGUUGAGUGUGCUGUUAUCGUCUCUGUUUUACUAGCAUUUCUAGAACAGAAUUUAUCUUCUCCAUCAACUUCAUCAAUAGUAAAGAAUCAAAAUCUCACUUCCACAUCUGCUUCACCUAACCCCGAAGCUCAGUUAUUGGUUAGCAAUGGUGACAAUGCUGAUGAUAAUGGUAACGAUAUUGUAAAGACAAACUCAAUUUUGUACAACACCCUUAAAUGGCACAUUUGGUUGGGAAGUUUAGCUGGCUUGUUUGUUUGUUUGUUAUUGGGUGGUUUUUUUGUUUUCUUAUUCUAUUUGAUCAAAGUCGAUUUGUGGUCAAAAUCCGAACACUACUGGGAAGGUAUUUUCAGUUUAUUAGCAUCGAUAGUUAUCUCCGUCAUGGGCUUUGGAAUGAUAAAGAUCGGUAAAAUGAAAUCAAAGUGGAAAUACAAAUUAUCAAAGUUGUUUUAUAAAGAUAAAUUAUCUCAAAAUAAUACCACUGCCGAAAACGAUUUUGCUCUUAAUAACGUCAACUCUAACGGCUCCUCAUCAAUUGAAAGAGAAAUUGAUAAUGAAUUGAAUCAAGCUUUGGAUAUAAAUAAAAAUUCUUGGAAAAAUAAACUAAAAUUUUAUACCGAAAAAUACUCAUUAUUCAUUCUCCCCUUUAUAACCACAAUGAGAGAAGGUAUGGAAGCUGUUGUAUUUGUUGGAGGUGUCGGUGUCUCUGAGCCCUUUUCUUCGUUUCCUCUAUCCAUCAUCCUAGCUACAGCAAUUGGAUUCUCUAUUGGUUACUUUUUAUAUAAAUCUGGUAACUCAGUUUCCAUUCAAAAAUUCCUUGUUUACUCAACUUGUUUCCUUUAUGUUGUUGCCUCGGGUUUAUUUUCCAAGGGAUUUUGGAAUUUCGAAUUACAAAAAUACAUUGAUGAUUGCAAUGGUCAAGAUUUAACUGAAGUUGGUAAUGGUCCAGGCUCUUAUGAUAUUUCAAAAUCAAUCUGGCAUGUCAAUUGUUGUAAUGGCCAAACUGAUGGUUUAUGGAUGUUAGCUGCCGCCAUAUUCGGUUGGACUAAUAGUGCAACUUAUAUUUCAGUUCUAACUUAUGAUCUUUAUUGGAUUGGAAUAGUCAUUAUUAUAAACAUGUUGAAAUAUGAGGAAAAGCAUGGCUUCUUGCCUUUUAUUCCAAUUAAAUACCAAAAAAGAAGACUAUUAAAAAAAUUGGAAUUUUAUGAUGGUAUGAGAAAAUUCUCCGAACUAGAAAAUCAAGUAAAUUCCAUGCCAAUCUCUGCUCCAAUUCAUAUCGCACAGUCAACUGAUACUUUAGAUAGCAAUACCCCAUUAAUAACUCACUCUCAACAACCUAUUGUUAAUAAAACUCAAAAUAAUAAUAAUAAUAAUAAUUAA